Gracilinanus agilis (Agile Gracile Mouse Opossum) is the source of this 996-nucleotide messenger RNA. RefSeq names its product LysM domain containing 3 (gene LYSMD3). The transcript is spliced from 2 exons. Gene Ontology annotation, biological process: Golgi organization. Gene Ontology annotation, cellular component: Golgi apparatus. Bases 1 to 930 code for a protein of 309 amino acids. The record is from RefSeq and is a predicted model, not a curated record. Lineage: Eukaryota; Metazoa; Chordata; Mammalia; Didelphimorphia; Didelphidae.
AUGGCAGGGAGGAAUCAGACUCGAAAUUUUCAGUUUCCAAUAACUCAAUCUGUGGUGAGCAACCAAAUAUAUUCAUUUGGAAGUAAUACAGACACUGAUAUCUUUGAAGAUGAUGCUGAAGUAUAUGAACUUCGACCAAGAGGAAGAGAGAAAGUCAGAAGAAGUACAUCAAGAGAGAGAUUAGAUGAUAUUGUAUUAUUAACAAAAGAUAUACAAGAAGGUGAUACUUUAAAUGCAAUAGCCCUUCAGUACUGUUGUUCGGUAGCAGAUAUCAAGAGGGUUAAUAAUCUCAUCAGCGAUCAAGACUUUUUUGCACUUAGGUCUAUUAAAAUUCCAGUGAAAAGGUUUAGCGUACUGACUGAAACACAUUACUCUCCCAAAGGACGACAGACUUCACGUCCUUCAGCUGUCCAGUGUACUCCAGAACUACAAGAGAUAUCCCCCAACUUGGAUCUUCCAGUUUCAAAUGAGACUGCUGGGAGUUUCUUAAAAGAAGUGGACAAAGACAUAGAACAAAUAGUAAAAUGUACAGACACAAAAAGAGAGAACCUCGAUGAAGUGGUUUCUGCUUUAGCAAAACAAGAGCUGUGUUUUGAACCUGAUAGUAAAAACAUUAGACAUAAGGAUCCCUAUUACGGAGCAGAUUGGGGAAUAGGCUGGUGGACAGCUGUUGUGAUAAUGUUGAUAGUAGGCAUAAUAACUCCAGUAUUUUACUUGCUGUAUUAUGAAGUUUUAGUUAAAGUAGAUGUUAGUCACCAUUCCACAGUGGAUUCCUCCCAUUUGCACUCAGGAGUCACAGCUCCAUCACAGCAGAGAGAAAUAGAGAAUGGAGUAAUUCCAACAAAAGGAACAAAUGUUGGACAACAAGAUGAUUACAAACUUCAAAAACAGAAUUCUCAGUCUCCUUCUAAAACAUGGCAUAUAACAUAGCAUUCAGUUCUGAAUUAUAAUGUUUAUAACUACAAAUGUAUCUGGAAUGCAGAAAAUCAGUUAUAU